Molecule: messenger RNA, 1116 nt
Organism: Didymodactylos carnosus
Lineage: Eukaryota; Metazoa; Rotifera; Eurotatoria; Philodinida; Philodinidae
Source: the annotation of a GenBank genome assembly
AUGUACACCUGGCACCUAAUACCGUGCGUCGAUCCUGACGGAACUCGGCUGAAUGAGGGCUGGUUCGCGGGUCCGUUCACCAUUCGUAAUUACGCACGAUAUUUUUACCGACCUCGCACCGAAGAGCAAGUCGAAUGGACCUUUCCGAUCGUAUAUAAAAGGUACAGGUGGGACACACCAUCGAAUGAAACGCAAGCGCUGAUGAACGCCAUUCAGCUUGUUCAGCCAGAUUUCGUCUAUGGCUUGCAUAAUUCUGGAUUUGGCGGCAUGUAUUAUUACAUUAGCCGAAACUUGUCUGCUGUCUUCCCUGAACUGGAACUGCUACCAGACUCUCUCGGUAUCCUUCUUUCCAAAGGUGAAGCCGAAGCUCCCUGGUUAACCCAAUUUGCACCUGCCAUCUUCACUCCAUUAAGUCUACGCGAUGCUUACGACUAUUAUGAGAAGUAUACGCAAAUCGAUCCUGUGACGAUGAUGAGUGGCGGUGGUACCAGUUACGACUAUCUCCGAGAGAUCGACUUGAACAGCACUAUUUUUCUUAUGGCGGAGGUUCCUUAUUUUGAAUCACCCGCCGUAGCAAACGACACAAUCAUCCCAAACUUAACACGACGUGACGUACUCCUUCAAGGUCUUGACAAGGAUGAUGAAAGUAAUGCGAUUCUAAUGGACUUGCUUGACAGGAUUAAGACUGCGAUGACGCUCGACUCGGCUUUCUAUCGUGCAUCUCGUUCGCUUCUGGAGCUUUAUAAUACAAGCGCCGCUAGUCGCCGUGAGGCCGUACUCAACGAUAAUUCGACUCUUGUACCUGCCACAGUUGCUAAACGAGCUGACGCCCUCUAUAUUUCGGUUUUCUACAAAAUGCUUAUUGCUAGCAUGCUAGAUCGCGCGCUCAUAUUGCAACUCAACCUUACAUCAGUGGACACCAAGUUGCUUAAAGAGACUCAAGUUGACCUUGAAGAUCAUCUUGAUCGUUGGAUUAGCGAUAUUGAGCAAAAUUUACCAUACACACCGAUUCGUAUUCGUACCCUUGUACAAGCUCAGCUUGGAACGAUGCUGGCAGUACUCCCACAGGUCGGAUCAGUCAUGGAUAACUUUGUCCAGAUUCGUAAAAAUAUUUGA